Macrobrachium nipponense is the source of this 2885-nucleotide messenger RNA. RefSeq lists its product as uncharacterized. Lineage: Eukaryota; Metazoa; Arthropoda; Malacostraca; Decapoda; Palaemonidae. The transcript has 5 exons. The record is from RefSeq and is a predicted model, not a curated record. The coding region runs from base 16 to 2103 and encodes 695 amino acids. Gene Ontology annotation, molecular function: protein binding.
AUAACAUUAAAUAUUAUGACCUACUACCACACUGGCUGCUGCCUGCGUCGGUUCCGUUCUGUGGCUUCUGGCUCAGUGUUCGCACUGUACACGCGUCGUUUCUGUUCUGUUCUGAGGCUUCGGUGGCUUCGGCGGCUGUUCCGUUCCGGCUCAGUGUGCGGCGAGCUUAAUACCUCUCCUGAAGAAAAUCGACCCCAAUAUUUUCCUCCUAAAGAAAAACGACCCCAAUAUUUUCCACCUGAAGAUAAACGACCCCUGCUUGUUUGUGUUUCCAAUCUUCAGAUGCCUGGAGAAAGUCAUUCCGAUGUGCCAGCAGCCGUGCCUCUGCAGAUUGCAGUGCAAUCUGCUUCUCUCUCGUGCGUUAAUGGCCAUUCCACAGGUGAAUCAGAGCAACCGAAGGCCUUGAAUUGCCUUGAAUGCAAGAAACCAGCCACCAUUGUAUGUGGUGGGUGCUGGCAAGCUGGGUUCUGUGCUAGAGAUCACCAGCUGGAAGGAUGGGUAAAACAUAAGCCUAAAUGUCGUCCAUGGCGUGUUGCCAGUUCAGAUGAUCUAGGGCGUUUCAUGGUUGCUACCAGAGAUAUCACCCCUGGGGAAUUACUGAUUCAGGAUCCUCCUCUACUCUUGGGACCCAAGAUGAUUACAGAACCAGUGUGCCUGGGGUGCUAUCGCCCUGUGGAUGGCAGUUACCAGUGCAAAGGCUGUGGUUUUCCAAUGUGUGAUUCUCAAUGUGAAAAAUCAGAGGACCAUAAAGCCGAGUGUAAUUCAGUAAUAGAAUCAGGUGCUGCUGUAAAAGUUUCUGUGUUUGGAGAAAUUAACAGCAUGUAUGAAUGCAUCACCCCAUUAAGAAUCAUGCGCCUCCGAGAUGAGAACCCAAUGGUAUGGAACAAGUUGUUAGCGCUUGAGAGCCAUUCUGACAAGCGUGAUGGAACUGCUGUUGCAGCGAUCACGCAGCAAACAGUUGUAGAUAUCAUUCACAACCGCUUGAGAAUGGAGGACUUUGAUGCUGCACUUAUUCAAAAAAUCUUGGGCAUUAUAGACACAAAUGCAUUUGAGAUUCGAUUGCCUGAUUCUAGCAUUUUAGGUGUAUUUUCCCAGGCCUCUUUGCUGGAGCAUGAUUGUAUUGCGAACACUCACCGUACUUUUGAUGCAGAUCUCAAUCUGGUGGUGAGAGCAGCAAUCCCCAUCAAGAGAGGGGAUCACCUUACAUCAUGUUACACAGAUCCGCUAACAACAACCUCAGCAAGACUGGAACAUCUCCGUUCAUCCAAAUACUUCACCUGCCAUUGUGUUCGUUGUGUUGACCCCACAGAGCUAAGAACUUUUACAUCAGCACUAAAAUGUUCGGACUGCGCGAAAAAGCGAGCAGAACAAAUGAAGAAGAACCAGUCAGGACCACCAGGCAGGGGCCGUGGUAGAGGUCGUGGUGGUCCUAUGAGGGGAAUGGGACCCGGAAGAAGCCAGGGAGGACCAGCAGAGGAGCCUGAAAUUGAGCCCUACAUUGUUCCACAAGACCCUCUUUCUCCAUCCUCCAUCUGGAAAUGUCUCUCAUGUGGAGAUACUACCACAGACGACUACCCAGACAGAAUCACCAGUGUGGUGGGGGAAGAGGCGGAGGAGCUUGAAGCAGCACCCACAGUGGAUACAUGUGAAGCAUUCCUGGACAAAUGGAGAGAUACUUUCCACUCAGAUCACGCUAUUCUGCUCAAUAUUAAAUAUGUAUUGCUGAACUUGUACGGUUCAGAGGAAGGAUAUGAACUAGAGAGUCUCACUCCCAUCCAGCUGGCCAGAAAGGAGGAACUUUGUCAACAGGUGUUGAAUGUUGCAGAUCUUUUAAUACCAGGAAUAUCUCGGUUGCGUGGGUCAGUUCUUUACGAAUUAUAUCAGUCCAAGUUCUACAAGGCAGGCGCUCUCUUUAAAGUUGGGGCAAUCUCCAACGACCAGGCGAAGAAAUUAGCCAGUGAAGCGAUGACAGCCCUGAAGGAAUGCGCUAGGGUUCUGAGCUACGAGCCCGAGGUCCAGCCAGAGGGUCAGCUCGGCCUCGAGGCCAAGGACGAGAUCGGCCAGCUGGAGGAAUGGACUGAGAACGAAGGAUGGAAGCUCUGAGAGUUCUCCAGGACGAAUGGGAUACUACAGCAGGAUACAUUUACAGAAGAACCGAGAGCUAUUUCGGUGAUUUAAGUUAAUGAAGACGGCUCCUUUUGAGUCGUUACCAUUCAUAGGUUUUUUGUCUUAUUUUCUUUUUUUUAAAUAGAUUUAGAGAAGGAUACCCACAAGGGUCUGUACUGUCGCUUCUGAACGUUGUGUACUGACAGUAAGCUUGUAUGGUUAUGUAGGGUAUAUUAUAAAUAGUGUAACACUUUUCGACAUGGAUCUUCUCUCUCUCUCUCUCUCUCUCUCUCUCUCUCUCUCUCUUAUUUGAUUUCAUAUCAUCUAUGUGAAAAGCACUCACAGUACUGUUACUGUUGAUUAGUACCGUUAAUGCUCAUCUGUUUUAUACUUACGAGUUUUCCUCACGAAUAACUUUUCUUGAGAAGUAGCCAUUGACAGACACAUUCUUCUAGUCUUGUCUUUUCUUAGCGCUUCGAUAUUCAUCCCAUUUAAUGGAAACUAAGUUUAGCCUCUUAUUCUGUCUAUAGUCAGGGUCCAAACUCUUCGCCUAUUUAUAAUUUGAAUAAAAUUAUGGUGAGUUUUAAAACGAAUAUGUAAUUUUUCCUUUCUGCUAUUUUUCUUUGGGCAUAGAUGCCACGAAGUGAUAGAUUCUCUUCUACCUUCGUUAUUUACUUAUUCAAAUUUAUAACGCUGUUGCAUAAGUACCUGCUUUUGCCUUCAGUCAUUGUCUGUGUCUCUCUAUAUCUUUCCCUCUUUCAUUUGCAGCCGUCCCUCCU